Messenger RNA from Nilaparvata lugens (brown planthopper), 771 nucleotides. RefSeq lists its product as uncharacterized. The record is from RefSeq and is a predicted model, not a curated record. The transcript has a single exon. Bases 1 to 771 code for a protein of 256 amino acids. NCBI's taxonomy places the organism in Eukaryota, Metazoa, Arthropoda, Insecta, Hemiptera, Delphacidae.
AUGGAUGCAGACAGCUUCAAAGAUAUGUUCAACUCAUUUAGAACGGAGAUGAGUCAGGACUUAAAGAAAGAAAUGAACGAAAGAUUUGAUACCUUCACAGAAAAAUUUGGAGCAAUGUUGAAAAAUCAUUUAAGUAGCCUUGAUAAAAAAUUGAAGGAUCAAGAAGAGAAGAUAUCGCAACUAGAAAAAGAUAACAAGAGGAAAAACUUAAUUAUCCAUGGUGUUGAGGAGAAAACCGAUGAAAAUCUAGAAGAUCGGUUUUUCAGAUUGAUAAGACAUGAAAUUGGAGUGGAAAUCGAGAAUUGGGAGCUGGAUUUCAUCAGGCGUUUGGGGAAGAAAACAGGAAAUACCAAAAGACCAAUUGUAAUCGGAUUAACAACGUGGAGGAAGAAGAUGGAAAUUUUGAAAAAUAAAGGAGCAUUAAAAGGUAAAGAGGUGUUCAUCACAGAAGAUUUUCCUCGGGAUGUGUUACAGAAGAGGAAGGAGCUAAAAGAAGAUAUGUUUGAAGCAAGAAAACAAGGAAAGUACGCCGUAUUGAAAUAUGACAAGCUAUUUAUAGGCAGUGAGAAUGGAAAAACAAAGAAGAAAAGAGAAUUGAGUAUUUCACCGCAAAAAGAAGAGCAAAACACCAAGCCAGCAAAGAAGCGAGAUGGUAAGCAAGGUAGUUUUCAUCUUGGAAAAGGCUCUUUGGAUGGAUACUUCAAAAAUAGGAACAAGGACUCACAAGAAAUCGGGCGAUGUACUGACACAUCUGCAGAAAAUAGAGAAUAG